AAAAUAGAACUAUAAUUGUGAUUAAACACGCCUCAAAGCCCGUAAGCCUGCACCGUUUGUAUCCCUACACGCGGGAUCGAACCCGGUGCACACCUCCUUUCUUUGAGUAUGGAGUGCCCCUACGCUAACCUGAAAAAAAAAAGAGCACACAAACCCAUAAGCAACACAACGGAUUGACGAAGUUGCCAGCAGCACCAGUCCCAAACAUCUCAGCAAGAAGCCUCGCAUCAGACCGUAACAACCCGAGAAAGAAAAUGGCUGCGAGUGGGAUAGCAAGAGCGGCGCCCUUGUAGCUCCUGGCCGCGGCCGUGGUCUCGCUGCUGGUCGCGGCAGCGUCCGCGCAGUCCGGCGGCGGCGGCAGCGAUUGCACGUCGGCGCUGGUGAGCCUGUCCCCGUGCAUGGACUACAUCAGCGGCAACGAGGCGUCGACGCCGAGCAGCUCCUGCUGCUCGCAGCUCAGGACCGUGGUGCAGUCCAAGCCGCAGUGCCUCUGCGCCGCGAUCGGCGGCGACGCGUCGUCCUCCCUCGGCGGCGUCACCAUCGACCGGACCCGCGCUCUCGGCCUCCCCGCCGCGUGCAACGUCCAGACCCCGCCUGCUCCAUCGAUGGAGUUUCAAGGCAUCGGUGCGCGUUGAUUGGUACGCUUUUUCUCACGUUGCUGAAAGGAACUUUUCGUAGAUUGGAUGCAGGGUCAGGCGGUGGAUCGAAGGCCACGCCGAUGACGCCUUACCUUGCAUCGGGCGGCGCGUCGCUCCGGGGGCCGGCAGGUUUGGUGCUCGGGCUUGCGGUAGCUGCGGUUUUUGACGCCGUGCCGGCUCCGUGAGCGUUGUGAUUCAGGAUGUGUAGGGUCGUGUGAGCUUUCAGUUGAGCAUCAGCUAGCAAGCAGAAUUUUGAGCGUCGUGUGCCUCUCCGUGGCUUCUCCCAUUUUGUGUUGGGGAUGCUAUUGCUCUCCCAUUUGUACCAUUGGUUGUUUCCUACAGUCGCAAUAAA
Molecule: messenger RNA, 990 nt
Organism: Phragmites australis (common reed)
Lineage: Eukaryota; Viridiplantae; Streptophyta; Magnoliopsida; Poales; Poaceae
Product: non-specific lipid transfer protein GPI-anchored 5-like
Exons: 1
Coding region: 399-635 (78 amino acids)
Source: RefSeq, a predicted model, not a curated record